Messenger RNA from Catharus ustulatus (Swainson's thrush), 2198 nucleotides. RefSeq names its product tripartite motif containing 45 (gene TRIM45). Gene Ontology annotation, cellular component: nucleoplasm; chromatin. Gene Ontology annotation, biological process: positive regulation of DNA-templated transcription. Gene Ontology annotation, molecular function: ubiquitin-protein transferase activity; protein binding; zinc ion binding. Lineage: Eukaryota; Metazoa; Chordata; Aves; Passeriformes; Turdidae. The record is from RefSeq and is a predicted model, not a curated record.
AGCAGCAGGCUCCCCUAGCAGCCCGGCCUCCCCGCCUCACAUCGCGGCUCCUCAGGGGGCGGGCGGCAGCGGGGCGGGGAACGGCCCCGUGGCGUGGGGCGGUGCCUUCCCAAGGGGCGUACUCGGCCGAGCGUCCGUGAGGGGCCGUGUGGGCUGGCGGCAUGUCGGCGCCGCGCUGCGCCCAGUCGUGCGUGUUGCCGCGGCUGCUGUCUUGCCUGCACUCGCUGUGCGAGCCCUGCCUGCGGCGGCUCGGGCCUCCAGAGGUACCGCUGAGCGCCGCCCUCCCCGUCCUGUGCUCAUUGUGCGACUCCGAAGUGUCGCUGCCGGCCGGCGGCAUAGGGCAGCUUCCGCCCGACUGCCUGGCUCGGUGCGACCUCUGCUCCGGCGGAGCGGCGGCCGGUCGGUGCCUGACCUGCGGCGUCCGCCUCUGCCGCUUCUGCUGCCGGGCGCACAGGAGACAGAAGAAAAUGGCCUCCCAUGCUGUGACAGAGCUGGAGAGCACCAAGGAUUGCAGCCAGGCUGGGAAGCCUCUCCUGUGCCCCUCCCAUCCCACAGAGGAGCUCCAGCUAUUCUGCAAGCAGUGUGACCAGCCCGCGUGCCGGGAGUGUGUUCUGGGCAGACACCAUCGGCACCCCUGUGACUUCAGCAGCAGUGUCAUCCACAAGCACGGGGACGCCCUGUGGGAGGUGCUGAAGAGCAGCCAGCAGCACAUAGACAUGGAGGAUGUGCUGAGCCAGGCUGACAAGAUGGGCAAUGCCAUCCAUCCGUUCAUAGCCGCAGAGGCUGUGGCCACAGAAAUCUGCCUGUUUGCCAGAGGCUAUGUGAAAGCAAUUGAAGAGCACUGAGACCAGCUGCUGAAGCAGCUGGAGGACUUGAAGGUGCAGAAGAAAAACCCACUGCACUUACAGAAGGCCCAGCUGCAGCAGCUGCUGCUGGACAUGAGGGUAGGCGUGGAGUUCACAGAGUACUUGCUGAUGAGCGGCCACAGAUGUCGAGACCUUGUCACCCAAGUGGUAGUGUCAGCCGUCUGACAAAGCUCAACAGCACUGCUAUACAGCACCCACCCCAGUGUGGAUGACAAGAUCCAGUUCUCCCCUCACGAGAGGGUAGGGCAGUGGUGUGGCUAUGAAGUUUUUGGGGCCAUUCUCAAUAAAGUGCUUGAUCCAACCAGAUGCACCCUGCAUGGGGAGGAUCUCCACAGUGCCCAUCAGAACCAACUGCGUGGCUUUACCCUGCUGUGCAAGGACACCACAGGGGAGUGCAUGGGGCAGGGAGGAGAGACUGUGUGGAUCACCAUCAUCCACAAGGACAAGAGGGACUGUGCAGUCAAGCCAACAGUGUGUGAUAAUGGUUAUGGGACCUACUGUAUUUCCUACAGCCCUGAGGAGCCAGGCUUGUAUGCUGCCUGCAUCUAUGUGAAAGGGCAACAUGUACAGGGCUCUCCCUUUACUCUGAUGGUGAAGCACAAGUUCCGUGAGCACCAGGGGGUGUUUCGCUGCUGCACGUUCUGCUCCAGCAGAGGCCAGAAAGCCACUCACUGUGUCUGUGGUGGGACUAUGCCAGGUGGGUGUGGCCAUGGGCACAAAGGUCACCCUGGCUGUCACCACUGGUCAUGCUGCGGACAAGUGAAGGAGAGCUCAGAGUGUCUGUGUGGGCCACUGUAAGGGUCGGUCCGAAGAUUGCCUGAUCUGCCUCACAAUCAUCAUCAGAGACCCUGAGACUCUGAGACCCCUACCACUCGCUUAGGACAGGAGUUACUAGCCUGGCCAAGGUGGAUGCUUGCCAAGGGACUGUGUAUAGGUAUGCUUAGUGCUUUGCCAUGGGACACUGCUCUCAAGUGGAGUACUGGUUAUAGCGUCCUGUUCCUGCACCUGAUUUUCUGAAGCCAUGGGCCUCUGAACACAAUAGUCCAUAAAUCUCCCCACUUUUUGGCCAGAGGCCACUCGCCUUGGAAACGGACUAUAAAAUGAUUAGUUUCUGAAGAGACCCUUUGAGAUCUCUUUCUCCCCACGGAUGGAAGACAUUGACGGAUGAUCCGAGGAAGAUGUCCCAUCUGUUGGUAGCUAUUCCCCAAUCCUUUUCCUCUCUCUCUCUCCCCCCUUUUACUUAGUUUGCUUUAUCUGUCUCCCUCUCCCUUCUAUAGCAAACUGAGUUAUUGGCACUUAAUAAACUGCAUUGCUGCUAGUUGCUGAAUAAAA